Messenger RNA from Anolis carolinensis (green anole), 28709 nucleotides. Its product is annotated as zinc finger protein 850-like. The coding region runs from base 959 to 3721 and encodes 920 amino acids. The transcript has 5 exons. Lineage: Eukaryota; Metazoa; Chordata; Lepidosauria; Squamata; Anolidae. The record is from RefSeq and is a predicted model, not a curated record.
GUUGGAAGAGACCCCUUGGGCCGUUUAGUUCUAUCUCCUUCUGCCUUUGUGCACCAAAAGCCAUUAGUAUUGCCCCUGAUAGAUGUCCACCCAGCCUCAAUGUUAAUAAUAAUAAUAAUCAUAAUCAUAAUCAUAAUCAUAAUAAUAAAGAGGGUUGGAAGAGACCCCUUGGGCCGUUUAGUUCUAUCUCCUUCUGCCUUUGUGCACCAAAAGCCAUUAAUAUUGCCCCUGAUAGAUGUCCACCCAGCCUCAAUGUUAAUAAUAAUAAUAAUAAUAAUAAUAAUAAUAAUAAUAAUAAUAAAGAGGGUUGGAAGAGACCCCUUGGGCCGUUUAGUUCUAUCUCCUUCUGCCUUUGUGCACCAAAAGCCAUUAAUAUUGCCCCUGAUAGAUGUCCACCCAGCCUCAAUGUUAAUAAUAAUAAUAAUAAUAAUAAUAAUAAUAAUAAUAAGGGUUGUAAGAGAAAAAGAGACCCCUUGUGUCAUUUAGCCCAACCCCCUUCUGCCCUUGUGCCAUGGGGGCCGGAUAAAUGGCUUCGAUGGGCCGCAUCCGGCCCCCGGGCCUUAGUUUGGGGACCGCUGUUCUAGAGCAUUGGGCCACAGCAGUUGAGGUGUGAGUUUGCAUUCAUUCUACAGUGAAGAUGUGCCCCUUUCGGAAGCAGAGAACAUUUGGGGCCUUUGGAGACCACUUGAAGGCGUUUUUCCAAAAGGCAUCCAGGGAACACCCCCUCCCUCCACCAUCUUAGGAUUUCCUUUUGGGAGGCCAGACAUAUAGGCCCAUGUUCUUGCACGGGGGAAGUCUGGCUGACCUGCUUUCCCCCUUUGUCAGGUUGUUUUGCCCAUGCUUAGUAAGGCAUUUGUGAGGCGGCUUCUAUGGGAGAAUUGCCCAGAGUAGAGGCCCAUUCUUCCAAGGGUCUGGAUUUAUUGCGUUGGCCGCUGCAAAGACAUUCCUAGGACCCUGUAUGAAAAACCUGUGUUUCUCUAGCUCUCCUUCAGCUGCUGAAAAUCUUUCCCUGGAGAGAGGACAAGGAAGGAGAGGGGGAAGUGGGCAAAGGUCCAAGAGGUUGGCAGGGGGAAAAGCCCAUGUGGAUGGAGCUGCGCUUGUCUUUGCAUCUGAGAGAGGAAAGGAGAAUUCUAUGAAGCCACCUCUUGGAUGCAAUAAGGAAGCCAAUCAUAUAGGAAGAAGAAAUCUCCUCGAUGUGAUGUUCUUGUUGAAUCCUUGCUCUUACUUACAGAUAAAGAAGGGGGUAAAAGAGCCAAGUGUAUGCAUUUUUCCAAAGGAAUACGACAGCCAUAUCACUGGUGACAUGAAGGGAAAAGCAUUUAAAUGCCUGGAGUGUGGAAAGAGUUUCAAUAGGAAGGAUUAUCUGCAGCGACAUAAAAGGACUCACACUGGGGAGAAGCCCUAUGAAUGUUUGGAGUGUGGAAAGAGUUUCACUACGAAGGAUCAACUGCAGCAGCAUCAAAGGACUCACACUGGGGAGAAACCCUAUAAAUGCUUGGAGUGUGGACAGAACUUCCCUCAUAGUUCAGGCCUACGUUCGCAUCAAAGGACUCACACUGGGGAAAAACCCUAUAAAUGCUUGGAGUGUGGACAGAGCUUCGCUCAGAAUGCACAUCUACGUUCGCAUCAAAGCACUCACACUGGGGAGAAACCCUAUACGUGCCUGGAAUGUGGACAGAGGUUCACUCGUAAUUCAAGUCUAUGUACGCAUCAGAGAACUCAUACUGGGGAAAAACCCUAUACGUGCCUGGAGUGUGGCCAGAACUUCACUCAUAGUUCAAGUCUACGUUCUCAUCAAAGGACUCACACUGGGGAGAAACCCUAUAAAUGCUUGGAGUGUGGACAGAGCUUCGCUCAGAAUGCACAUCUACGUUCGCAUCAAAGCACUCACACUGGGGAGAAACCCUAUACGUGCCUGGAAUGUGGACAGAGGUUCACUCGUAAUUCAAGUCUACGUACGCAUCAGAGAACUCAUACUGGGGAAAAACCCUAUACGUGCCUGGAGUGUGGACAGAACUUCACUCAUAGUUCAAGUCUACGUUCUCAUCAAAGGACUCACACUGGGGAGAAACCCUAUAAAUGCUUGGAGUGUGGACAGAGCUUCAUUCAGAAUUCAAGUCUCCGUUCACAUCAAAGAACUCAUACUAGGGAGAAACCCUAUACAUGCCUGGAGUGCGGACAGAGCUUCAUUCGGAAUUCAGAUCUAUGUUUACAUCGAAGGACUCACACUGGGGAGAAACCCUAUACAUGCCUGGAGUGUGGACAGAGCUUCACUAAGAAUUCAAAUCUACGUUCGCAUCAAAGGACUCACACUGGGGAGAAACCCUAUACGUGCCUGGAGUGUGGACAGAGCUUCACUAAGAAUUCAAAUCUACAUUCGCAUCAAAGGACUCACACUGGGGAGAAACCUUAUAAAUGCCUGGAGUGUGGGCAGUGCUUCAGUUAUAAUGGAAGUCUACGUUCACAUCAAAUGACUCACACUGGGGAGAAACCCUAUAAAUGCUUGGAGUGUGGACAGAGCUUCACUCAUAAUUCAAGUCUCCGUUCGCAUCAAAGAACUCACACUGGGGAGAAACCUUUUGAAUGCUCGGAAUGUGGACGGAGUUUCACUCAUAAUUCAGGUCUACGUUCACAUGCAACGACUCACACUGGGGAGAAGCCCUAUGAAUGCCUGGAGUGCGGAAAGAGAUUCACUCACAGUAAAAAUCUACGUUCCCAUCAAAGGACUCACACUGGGGAGAAGCCCUAUGAAUGCCUGGAGUGCGGAAAGAGAUUCACUCGCAGUAGAAAUCUACAUUCCCAUCAAAUGACUCACACUGGGGAAAAACCCUAUACAUGCCUGGAGUGUGGACAGAGGUUCAUUUAUAAUUCAAGCCUACGUUCACAUCAAAGGACUCACACUGGGGAGAAACCCUAUACAUGCCUGGAGUGCGGACAGAGCUUCAUUCGGAAUUCAGAUCUAUGUUUACAUCGAAGGACUCACACUGGGGAGAAACCCUAUACAUGCCUGGAGUGUGGACAAAGCUUCACUCAGAAUGCAAAUCUACGUUCGCAUCAAAGGACUCACACUGGGGAGAAACCCUAUACGUGCCUGGAGUGUGGACAGAGCUUCACUCAGAAUUCACAUCUACAUUCGCAUCAAAGGACUCACACUGGGGAGAAACCCUAUACAUGCCUGGAGUGUGGACAGAGGUUCACUCGUAAUUCAAGUCUACGUACGCAUCAGAGAACUCACAGGGCAGAGAAGCCCUAUAUAUGCCUGGAGUGUGGACAGAACUUCACUCAUAGAUCAGGUCUACGUUUACAUCAAAGGACUCACACUGGGGAAAAACCCUAUAAAUGCUUGGAGUGUGGACAGAGCUUCACUCAGAGUUCAGGUCUACGUUCACAUCAAAGGACUCACACUGGGGAGAAACCCUAUAAAUGCUUGGAGUGUGGACAAAGCUUCACUCAUAAAUCAACUCUCCGUUCACAUCAAAGAACUCAUACUGGGGAGAAACCCUAUACAUGCCUGGAGUGUGGACAGAGGUUCACUCGUAAUUCAAGCCUACGUUCGCAUCAGAGAACUCACACUGGGGAGAAACCUUUUGAAUGCUCGGAAUGUGGACAGAGUUUCACUCAUAAUUCAGGUCUACGUUCACAUUUAAGGACUCACGAUCGUGAAGUCAGGAGUCUUGUGCUCCAAAACUCUGUCAGUCUGAAUUCGGAAGUCCCAGAGUAGCUUGACAUGUUCAUUCUCUCUAACUUUUUCCAGCUUGUGAUCCCACCAGUUCUUUGUCGCAGGCAGAUGGUAUUUGUGGCACAAGUUCGAAUUAAUCAUCUGAGCAACGGUGUUCUGCCUCUGCUUGUAGUCUGUCUGUGCAAUCGUCUUGCAGCUGCUGAGGAUGUGAUCUAUUGUUUCAUCUGCUUCCUUGCAUAGUCUACAUUUGGGAUCUGUUGUCGACUUUUCAAUUUUGGCUUUGAUGGCAUUGGUUCUAAUGGCUUGUUCUUGGGCUGCCAGAAUCAGACCCUCCAUCUCCUUUUUCAAAGUUCCAUUUGUGAGCCACAGCCAUGUUUUUUCUUUGUCAAUUUGGCUCUCAAUUUUUCCCCCGCAGAGGAUGUAAUCCAUCCAUUUUUCCUUCUCUUCUGCCUUUUGUCUCCUGUGAGGAGGAGAUAUCAAAGAUAUCAAAGAAUGUAUGGAUGCAGCUACAAUUUUCCAUUCUCCAGGCAAGAUGUAGCUGCAUGCAUACAUUCUUGGAUAUCUUUACCUUUUACUUUCCUUAGAAUAUGAGAUUUAGAAAGUUAGUUAGCUGCAAGAGCUUUCCUAUCCAAAAUGCAUUUCUUUUCUUUCAGUAAAUCCUUUUGAACUUAUAUUUUUGGCUCUGCAGUCCUGUGCCUUCCUAAGCAACAGAGGCUUAUCCCAGCUCACCACACGUAAGUUUCUGCUGGUUGUGAAGUGUCCUUCUGGCACUCUGCUAUAUUUUUGGUGAAAUCACCCCAAGAGAGGGUUGAGUUUAACCGCUCAAUAGAUUCCCAACAAAAUUAAAGAGAAAGAAAGCCAAAUUAGAUCUCUCCCUGUGAAUACCGAACUAAAACAACUAAUAAUAUAAGCAUCCAUUCUCCUUACAGAUCUGGCAUCUCAAGGUAUGGGCGCAGCUGGUACACAAGUUUUAAUGGUGCAAAGGUGCUCCUGGCCACUGCCAACAUCUGGGUUCCAGGGUCAACAAUAAUGAGUACAGGAACACCCCCAGACUGUGGACCUGUGUCUUCAGGCUGUAAUUUCACUCCCUCUUCUGCCUUCCGCCUGACCAGGAGUGCCAUUCAGUGAGCUGUAUAAUUUUAGCUAUUUAACUUUACCAAUAAAUUUAAAUUACUAUGUCUAUCAUUUUCUUAAUAAAAACAUGUUAGCAAAAAGGAAUUUAGAAGAGACUGGAAAGGCAGAUAGAGCUGGGAUUUAAUACAUAAUUUAAGGUCCUUUUGGAUAUUGUUUUCCAUCUAUAUGGAUAAGUGAGACUCUACUGUAAUAACAAUAUUCUUCUUCCGUUUCAUCCUUUCCUCAAGGCUGGUUACAAUAUAGCUAAAAUCAUCUAAAAUAUUCUAUAAAAUGCAAUAAUUAUUAUUAUUUAUAAGGAAUCAUUAUAAUCCAGGUGUGAUAUUAUAAUAGGAGUGUGUGCAUUAACAGAUUAACUUUGGGGUAAUAAUAAUAAUAAUAAUAAUAAUAAUAAUAAUAAUAAUAAUAAUGAUUCAUAAGCCCGGGUCAGGGUAAGCUCCUGACCAUUAAUAGUCCAGCUUGCUGUUGACCUAUGCAGUUUCAUCUGUCAAGUAGGAAUUUAGGUACCGCCUAUGCGGGGAGGCUAAUUUAACUGUGCGGAAGUACUCCAUCAAGGACCCAAGUCACAGUGGAUGAUGAAGCAGCAGCUCCCCCUGUGGCUGGAAUCGAGCAUACCCUCAUGAAGCCAGUAGCUGGAAUGUCAAAUUGCCUCUGUGUCUGUCUAUAUGUGGUUGUCUAUAAAUGUCAUUUGUCUAAUGGCAUUGAUUGUUUGCUAUGUAUAUGUACAUUGUGAUCCGCCCUAAGUCCCCUUUGGGGUGAGAAGGGCGGAAAAUAAAUACUGUAAAUAAAUCUAUAUAUAUAAAAGGAGAAUGGUGUCGCUCCACUAGGCAAAACAACAAAACUAAAGGCCCCCCAACCUAGAAAAUUGACAACACAACCCCUCAUCCACGUCUCUACCUUCUUAGAAACAAACUAGACAUCACCAACCUCCAUGGGGCCAAAAAACCCCCCAAAACUGGAACGCACCAUCUAUGCAUGCCCAAUAGGCCAGCCCACGCGCACACAGAACAAUCCACACCCCUCCCUCCAACAGCCGCUCCCGCGCACACUCCUUUUCCCUCCUCAGACACCGUCUCCAUCUUCCCCACCAUUCCACAGCCUAAUACUUCUCAGGAGGAGCAAGGUGUGUUCAAAAUGCCGCCCCUCAGGGGCCUACCCAAUGAAAAAACUACUCAAACCCCACGGAACAUCCCCUUUAAACUCCCCCGCCACCGGACUCACCAAACAGGUUAAGGCCCAUUUUGUUUCCUCCCCUCACAACUACAAGACCUGGCUGCUCAACAAAGGAUCCCCCCCCCCCAACCUCAAACAGGGAAGCACCCACCCUUUGAAGGUCCAAGGCCAUUCCGUAAUAAUAAUAAUAAUAAUAAUAAUAAUAAUAAUAAUAAUAACAACUUUAUUUUUAUACCCCGCCUCUAUCUCCCCAAAGGGGACUCAGGGCAGCUUACAUGGGGCCAAGCCCAAAUAAAAACAAUAAUAAUAUAAAACACAACAAUAGACAAGAGACAUGCACAAUUAAAAAUUUAAACAUUAACCAAUAAAGUAAAUGACAAAAACUUAAUAAAAACAUGGAUUAAAAUGGAGAGGUUGUAAAAAUAGACUGGAUAAAGUGCACCAUAUAAAUAUUGUAAACAUGAGGUAACUGAUAAAAUGCUGCAAAUUCUAUGAGUAGUGGCUUAUGGAGAUGGAAAUGUUUAUCUUGGAGAAAAGGAGGCUGAGAGAAGAGGACACAGGUUAUCAAUGUCAUUUCCUAAUUGGUUCUAUCAUAGAAAAAAGGAAAAAGUUUAUUAAACUGCAAACACUAUGUUUUUGCAGGACAUUGUCCGUACUCAUCACUCUCUCAUCUCAGGACAGAAAAUAAAGAUCAACACUCUGAAAACACACAAAUUCCAUCCAGGAAACAAUCAGGGCCAGUUAACACCUCCCAACAAAGGAUUCCCCCCAUCCACCCACCCCCAGGCAGGGAAGCAGCCAGGCUUUCAAAGUGCAAGGCCAUUCCGUACUCGUCACUCUCUCAUCUCAGGACACUAAAUAAAGGCCAACACUUCGAAAACACACAAAUUCCAACCAGGAAACAAUCAGGACCAGCUAACACCUCCUACCAAAGGAUUCCUCCCCCCCCGCCCCUCAGACAGGGAAGCACCCAGGCUGAAGGACCACCUGAUACAUCAGCAAAAGUGGCACCAACACAACGACAGCUUAGUCGUUAUUUACUGCUGAUCCCAGCAGGUCUAAUUACUUUAUUAUACAAAGAUAUUUAUAAUUACUCAGAGCCAUAACUCUCCAGAGACAUGGCACAUCUUCUCCGCUAGGCUCGGCUGUUAUCUGUACAAAGCUGUCACCUCCCGCAUUCCUGAGUUCAUGAGUUCCGGCCAGACAGUUCAAACGGAAGCCCUGACCUAUUGGUCCUGUGGGCAAUCCAUCAAGCAGGCUUGUGCUUAACCCUUGUGCUGCUGGAAUGCUUUGCUGGAAACACACUGUUGCAACAGCAAAAACUUGAUAUAACAUUUCACUUUGACAACAGAAACACACUAACAUGUAUCCCAGUCGCUGAUUGGCUCAGUAACUGUCACAUCAUGUUUUCUUUAGUUUGUGCGCAGCUACCCCUCUCUGGGAAUGGGUAAGGGUUAUGUAGUGUAAAGUGUGUGGAGAGGGUUUAUAAAGACUUAGUGUAUGACUACUAAAAUAAUGUAGAAAUAUUAAAAUAAAUAUAGCGUCCCUACUUCAUGGAUUUUCACAUUUCGCGGGUGGUCCUGGAACGGAACACCAGCGAUAAGUGAGGGAACACUGUAUAGUAUAAAGUCCCAACAUGACUGGAUUCUAUGUAUCUCUAAACCAACUUUAAUACAGUACCGACAUCUAUAUAUAUAAAAGAGUGAUGGCAUCACGGCGACCCACAAAACAACAAAACUACAGGCCCACCAACCUUGAAAUUUGACAACACAACCCAUCAUCCACGCCUCUAGGUUGAUACAACAAAAAGAAAAGAAAAAUAAAGUCCUAAUUAGAGAGAGAGGAAUAAUUGCUUUUAUCCAAUUGCUGCCAGUUAGAAGGCUAAACUCCUCCAACUUGGUCUUUUAGAGUAAUUAAAAACACUAAAAAAUUAAUACAAUAAAAUACUAUAAUAACAGAAAAUAACUAAAAAUAAUACAAGAAAAUAAUAAAAUAUAAUAAAAAGAUAACAUACAAUAAAAUUAAUAAAAAAUAUAACGUCAAAUCAAAAUUACACAACAAUUUUUAACCAAUACCACCACCACUUUGCCACAGCAACGCGUGGCCGGGCACAGCUAGUGACUUUAUAUAUCACUGUAUUAUAUGGCUCUUUAAUCUAACUUAAAUACAAUUCUGACAUGAAUGAAUACAGUUCCGACAUGACUUCAGUUAAUACAGUACUGAUGUGAGUUAAAUUAAUACAGUUCCGACGUGACCUGAAUUUAAUACAGUUCCAACAUUACGUGAAUUUCUGUACACCUUCUACCUUCUUAUGCUUCUUUCCAGUACUAAACACUAACGGACAAAUCUUAACUGACAAAAAUAACUGCCAUUUCAAAGCUAACAGGAGCCGAGGCUAAGUAUGCAAAUGUAUUUAUACCAGCUAACCAGAAAUCCAAAGGUGAACCCAAAUGGCACAGGAUGCGUUUUCUAGGAUACCACUAUGAUAAAUUAAAAUUCCACAGUUCAUAUAGAAAAGUGAGAUUCUCAAAAAUUGCAUAUUUCGACAAAGAUGCUGAUUGGGAUAGACUGCCCUUGAAUAAGGAGGUUCUGAAGGAUGUCAGAGAAAGGACAGAAAUAGGAGAAUGUUCUACAAUUGGAGGGGUGAAAAGAAACCUUAAACUCCUGAGAAAGGAAAGACACAAACACACACAAAACAGGUGACACCACAGAAGACACAGCAAGGUACAACACCCAAGUCUUCAAUUAAGAAAGAGCAAGAAAUGGAGUGGGCUAGCUGGACUGUCCACAAUGGUGACUCAGCAGAUUUGCCACUAGUGUACUUAAAAUCCCUAGACAGGUUCAGAAGAAGAGACAGCCUAAAUAUCAUUUUGCAACACAAGCAAUUUGUCUUGCAGUGAAGAAUAAAAGGGGAUGAGUUCUCAGAGGGAGAAUGCCUGUGUGUCACAGUGUGAAACAGAGUGAAAAUGAUAGUUUCAACAAGAACAAAAGUGAAUGUGUAAAAAAGGAACCUAUAGACCAAGUUGUUCCAUGAGCAAAAAGACUGCAAAAGUUUACAUGUUCGGAAAACAUAGCAACCGGAAACUAUCAGACUCCCAGACAGUAUAUAUUAGAUUUGGAAGAGACUUCAAAGACCAUCUUGUCUGGCCACUUUCUGCCAGGAAGGAAGACACUUCCCAAGGAAUUUAUUUCUUGUGUCCGAAGCGAACUGAGGAUACAAGUUGUAAUGGAUUUGCAACCGUAGAGAUUUUUUUAAAAGAAAAAAAAAAACGAGACAUGCCGCAUUAUCACAGAAUAUCUAUAUCCUACAGCACUGGAGAAAUUAUACUGCUUAGCCGGCAUUGCACCACCUGACAUCCGCCAGGAAGUACCGUGUUUCCCCGAAAAUAAGACAGUGUCUUAUAUUAAUUUUUGCUCCCAAAGAUGUUCUAGGUCUUAUUUUCAGGGGGUGUCUUAUUUUUCCAUGAAGAAGAAUUCACAUUUAUUGUUGAACAAAAAAUGACCAUUUAUUAUAUACUGUACAGUAGUUGUCAUCACAAACCAGCAUAACCAGACAAACUGAAUCCUAUCAAAAAUUUCGUGUUACUACCAAUAUUUCCAUGUACAACACUCUAUGGUACAUACAUUUACCGAUCCUACAUGCUCUGGUGUCCUGUUUGGCGGUCAUGCUUCCAAACAAAACCUUUGCUAGGUCUUACUUCGGGGGAGGCCUUAUAUUUAGCAAUUCAGCAAAACCUCUACUAGGUCUUAUUUUAUGGGGAUGUCUUAUUUUAGGGGAAACAGGGUAGUAGCCAGCAAUGAAAGGACCAAGGCAUUGACUUCUCCGGCCCAUCCCCUGUUCAGAUAUCAGCCAGCCAAUGCCUUAAAUCAAGAAAUAGCUUCCUAAGAUGUACAGAGAUAAUUGCAGGAACACCUCAGCAAGCGAGAGUCCAAAAGUGGCAGGCUAAAACCCGGAACCUUAAUCAGUGGCUGAGACCGGAUGAGGAUGCAGAGCCAACCUUAAGAAAUGGGGCUACAAAGCGGAGUCCGCGACAUGCGAGUGUGGAGAAGAGCACACCACAGACCACCUGCUGCAAUGCAGCCUGAGCCCUGCCACAUGCACAACGGGGGACCUUCUCACAGCAACACAAGAGGCACUCCAAGUGGCCAGCUACUGGGCAAAAGACAUUUAGUAUUAAUGCCAAGUUUUUGUCUUCUUUCCCAAGGAAUGGCCAUUCAUCUUCUGUUUAAAGGACUCUAGAGAGGAAAAAUCCACCAGACUCCUUGGCUGACUAUAUUGGAUUUGGAUGGGACUUCAAAGGUCAUCUAGUCUGACACCCCCCCCCUUCUUGCGGUGCAGGAAUAUACAGUUUAAGCCUAGGGUGGUUGUAUGUUUUCCGGGAUGUAUGGCUAUGCUCCAGAAGUAUUCUCUCCUGAUGUUUCGCCCACAUCUAUGGCAGGAAUCCUCAGAGGUUGUGAGGUGAGGAUGCCUGCUAUAGAUGUGGGCGAAACGUCAGGAGAGAAUACUUCUGCAACAUGGCUAUACAGCCCGGAAAACACACAACAACCCUGUGAUCCUGGCCAUGAAAGCCUUCAACAACACAAUUUAAGCCUACCCAACAAAUGGCUACCAAGACUCUGUUUACGGAAUUCUGGUGAAGGAAACACCAUCAGACACCUAGGCACUGCCAUAUAUAUAAAUGUAUAUAAAUGAGUGAUGGCAUCACGGCGACCCACAAAACAACAAAACUACAGGCCCCCCAACCUCGAAAUUUGACAACACAACCCAUCAUCCACGCCUCUAGGUUGAUACAACAAAAAGAAAAGAAAAAUAAAGUCCUAAUUAGAGAGAGAGCAAUAAUUGUUUUUAUCCAAUUGCUACCAGUUUAGAGGGCUAAUCUCUGCCCACUUGGUCUCCUAGCAACCUACUCAGCCAAGGGACAGCCAGGGUUUAGUUAGGGGACAGGCAGAUUCCACAGAUUAUCUAAUUUGUACUGGAUUAUAUGGCAGUGUAGACUCAAGGCCCUUCCACACAGCUAUAUAAGCCAUUUAUAAUCUUAUAUUAUCUGCUUUGCACUGGAUUAUCUUGACUCCACACUGCCAUAUAAUCCACUUCAGUGUGAAUUUUAUACAGCUGUGAAGAAGGGGCCUCAUAUAAUCCAGUUCUAAGCAGAUAAUAUAAGAUUAUCAAUAUACAGUAGAGUCUUACUUAUCCAAGAUAAACAGGCCGGCAGUAUAAGUGAAUAUGUUGGAUAAUAAGAAGGGAUUCAGGAAAAGCGGAUUAAACAUCAAAUUAGGUAAUCGUUAUACAAAUUAAGCACCAAAACAUCAUAUUAUACAACAAAUUUGACAGAAAAAGUAGUUCCAUGCGCAGUAAUGCUACGUAGUAAUUACAGUAGAGUCUCACUUAUCCAACACUCGCUUAUCCAAAGUUCUGGAUUAUCCAACGCAUUUUUGUAGUCAAUGUUUUCAAUAUAUCGUGAUAUUUUGGUGCUAAAUUCAUAAAUAUAGUAAUUACUACAUAGCAUUACUGCGUAUUGAACUACUUUUUCUGCCAAAUUUGUUGUCUAACAUGAUGUUUUGGUGCUUCAUUUGUAAAAUCAUAACCUAAUUUGAUAUUUAAUAGGCUUUUCCUUAACACCUCCUUAUUAUCCAACAUAUUUGCUUAUCCAACAUUCUGCCGGCCCGUUUAUGUUGGAUAAGUGAGACUCUACUGUACUGUAUUUACAAAUUUACCACUAAAAUAUCACAAUGAAUUUAAAACACUGACUACAAAAACAUUUAUUAUGGAAAGGCAGACUGCGUUGGAUAAUCCAGAACAUUGCAUAAGCGAAUUUUGGAUAAGUGAGAUUCAACUUUAAUAUGAAAUAAUUACUGGGAUAGAAUAAUGCAGAACAAUAUAAUCUCUAAAACCAGGACAGUAAAUAAAGACCAACAGUCUGAAAGCAGGGAAGUUGGAAAUUCCACAAAGGAAACAAUCAGGGCCAGCUAACACCUCUCAAGAAAGGAUUCUUCCAGAAAGGAAGCUGAGAAGGGAGUGAAGCACUGUGUAUUACCAAAGUCAUUAUUAUUACUAUCAUUACUAUUAUUGUUGUUGUUGUUGUGUUGCGGUCAACCGUGAAAAUGAAUACAAUCUGGCUCCAAGUAUUCAAAAACACUAAAAUCAGAAUAUAAAAAACUUAAUGUGGUAUAAUAAAACAGAACAAUACAAUCUCUAAAAUCAGAACACUAAAUAAAGAACAACACUCUGAAAACGGGAAUUCCACACAGGAAACAAUCAGGGCCAGCUAACACCUCCCAACAAAGAAUUCCCAUCAUCAAAGUCUGGCAAAUCCUCUGUUUUCUCAGGGCCACAGACAGUAGAAGCACAUAAAAUAUCGCAAAGAACACCACUCUGAAAACAAGGGAAUUCCAGACAAGAAACAAUCAGGGCCAGCUAACACCUCCCAACAAAAAAUUCACUCAGGGAGGAAACAGCCAGGCUUUAAAGCUGCAAAACCAUUACAUCCUAAUAAUUUUUCCUAAUUGCAGCAUUCAUACAUGCCUCCAACAGACAAAAAAAAUCAAUCAGAAAUAUUGUAUAUUCACAACCUUUAGGAAACAAUAUCCCCUGAAGGCGCAGCGUGUUAAAGUGCUGAGCUGCUGAACUUCUGGACUGAAAGGCCGCAGGUUUGAAUUGGGGGAGUGGAGAGAGCCCCCACUGUUAGCCCCAGCUUCUGCCAACCUAGCAGUUCGAAAACAUGCCAAUGUGAGUAGAUGAAUAAGUACCUCUCCAGCGGGAAGGUAACGGCGCUCCAUGCAGUCAUGCCAGUGGCCACAUGACUUUGGAGGAGUCUACGGACAAUGCCUGCUCUGGACUUAAUGUCGGGGGGGGGGGGGAAAUGUUUACCCUUGACCUUAACUACCACCAAUUCCUCAAUACUUUAUUUCCCAUACCACCAGACUUCGCCACAGCAACGCGUGGCCGGGCACAGCUAGUAUUUUAGAUUUGGAAGCAACUUCAAUGGUCAUCUAGUUUGACCCUCCUGCCCUUCCUGCAAUGCUGGAAUAUAUAAUGUAAACCUUCCCAACAAACGGCCACUCUAAGGAAACAAGUCCUGUUUUUCUGUAAAGGUUGAAUACAUUGGAGAGCUCCUUUGAAUAGAAAUCUAUAUGAAUAAAAGUCAACAUAUUUAUCCAUUCAUGAAACACAAAAUCAAACCAUGAGUACUUCCAAUGCUUAUCCUUCAGAGAUAAUUAACUUGGGGAACUAAGCUAGUUCAGAAUAAUACCAAAAAAGCCACUGUUUCCUCCUAACCAUUUUGGAAUUUAAAAAAAUCACACGGCUAAAUAAAUUCUAGAAGUAUAGACUUUGUGAAAGUCUUCCUCCUGAAAUGUGGUGCCAUCUCCCCAUCUGUGGCGGAUAAUUCCCUGGAAAAGAAAACCAUGGGUGACAGUGAAACUACAACUCCCAUGAUUAUGUAGCAUUGUAAGCCAUAGCAGUUAAAGCAGCAUGGAAGUGCAUUGAUUCUGGGAAGCCAGGUUCUGCAAAUGCUGGGUCUCUGGAGGCAUUGGAGCAGGGGGUGGAUGUCCAUCUGUCAAGAGGGAUUUGAUUGUGCUUUUCCUGCAUGGCAAGAAUAGAGUCGGACUGGAUGCCUCUUUAAUGUUUAACUAUAGGGGGUUUUUUAUUCGUUUUUAUUGAUACUUUACAAGCAAUCUUGUUCAACUUAUUUUUUUUCUCCAAUAUUGUUUUAUACCUUACAUUAAAAGUGGGUGAACAAUGCAUAGUAGCGAAAGUAGGAAAGAAAGAGAAGCAAAAACAAACAAACAAAAACAAAACAAAACAAAAAAAAACACAAAAAAAGGCAAAAGAAAAAAAAAGGGGAUGGUAGAUCCACCCACCACACAUGAAGUCGUGCAAAUAAUAGAAUGUUUAACCAUAGGUUUUAAACUCAUGUCCUCCUGUGUUUCCUGCAUUUUGCUUUGUUCUGUGUGUUUUAAUAUAUGUUCUGUGUCAUAUAAUAUAUUUCAUAGAAAUACAUGUUAAUGUAUGUAUUUUAUAUUAUCUUUUAUGAAGUGUUUUAACAGACCUCACCACCUCUGAGGAUGCCUGUCAUAGAUGUGGGCGAAAUGUCAGGAGAGAAUGCUUCUAGAACAUGGCCAUACAGCCCGGAAAAUGCACAGCAACCCACGCUUUUAACUCUGUUGUGCUCUGCGGGGAAGAAAUACAAUAAAAUAAUAAUAAUAAUAAUAAUAAUAAUAAUAAUAAUUGUGCGGUUUUCUGGCAUUGUAUAUUUUUGCCGCUUCUGUGACUGUUCAUUUGGGUUUUGAUGAUUUCGUAGCCCACUUGUUGAUGGAUGUCCAGAAUCAGCAGCAUCCACCGCGGUCCUUUUUAUCCUGGGCGACGACCGAGCCAGUAUAGACUUCGUUUGGGUUUGAUUCUCCAUAAUGCUAAUGGGUUAGGUGCUCUUGGUUGUGCUCCUCAGCUGAGGCCUCUCUGGCUUGGUUGGACCUGCCGGUAGUUACACUACCGCCAGCACAGCCCUCAGUCAUCACUGGAGCAGUUAAGCCCCCCCACCACGUCAAGGUGGCACCUGUCCAGGGAGGUACACAACACACCAGACAUCACAGUUGUGGAAAAGAACAAGGUUUGGAUCAUUGAUGUUGCCAUCCCAGGUGACAGUCGCAUAGAUGAAAAACAACAGGAAAAACUCAGCCGCUAUCAGGACCUCAAGAUUGAACUUCAAAGACUCUGGCAGAAACCAGUACAGGUGGUCCCGGUGGUGAUGGGCACACUGGGUGCUGUGCCAAAAGAUCUCAGCCGGCAUUUGGAAACAAGAGACAUUGACAAAAUCACCAUCUGCCAACUGCAAAAGGCCACCCUACUGGGAUCUGCACACAUCAUCCGAAAAUACAUCACACAGUCCUAGACACUUGGGAAGUGUUCGACUUGUGGUUUUGCGAAACGAAAUCCAGCAUAUCUAUCUUGUUUGCUGUGCCAUACAACGUCGUUGUGUUGAUAAUAAUAAUAAUAAUAUCCAAUAAAAUUUGGAGAAACCCAGGCCACGCCCCCUUCGCUUCCAAUUGAAAGGGGGGAGGGAGGCGCCGACGUCACCCAGGCCACGCCCCCUUCGCUCCCAAUUGGGAGGGAGGGAGGCGCCGACGUCACUUAGGCCACGCCCCCUUCGCUGCCGUCGCCAUUUUUGUGAGGAAAGAAGAAAAGACAAGAAGGCGGUGAGGAAAGAGAAGGCGGCGAGGGAGCCAUUUCGGUCUCUUCCAACUCGACAAAGACAGGACUUCACAACCUCUAAGGAUGCCUGCCAUAGAUGUGGAUGAAACGUCAGGAGAGAAUGCUUCAGGAACAUGACCAGACAGCCCGGGAAAACUCCCAGCAACCCUGUGAUUCCGGCCAUGAAAGCCUUCGACAACACAUUUUUCAAACCAAUUUAUUUUGCCUCUGCCUAACAGCCCAAGGUCUUUUCCAUUUCAAGGUAAACAUCCAAUAAGGACUCCUUGGAGGGGGACUCUAGAGGCCAUCCAGUCCCACCUGGCAGGGUGCGGCCUGCUCGGAUCCCUUUCCACCACAGGCCCCGGACCUUCCCUCCCUCCCGCCCGCCCUUCCGUCGGACUGACAGACCUGAGCACCAGGGGUUGAAGAGCAGGACGAACUGGCUGAGGAGGUGGGCGUUGCCCUGCUGGACCUGGAGGCUGAGCUUCCACCGCUUGACGGGGCCGAGGACGGGCUGGUCAGCGUGAAUGUGAGCUGGUUGCCAUCCCGGCCCUCCAGCGACGCAUCCCACUAUCUGCUGCCCAGCAGCCCGCCUGAGACCGCCAAUGAGGCCUGCGUCCUGUGGGACUCUGACAGGGACGAACCUAGGGGGAGAGGGGUAAGCAAGCAGGGGGCUUCUCCAAUGGCAGGCAAGGGGAGAUAGAUAGAUAGAUAGAUGGCUUUGCUGCUAUAUCGCAUGCACACACACACACAUAUUUAUGACAUGAAUUUAUGGUAUGAACCGGACAUGCCUCAACUGCGCCCCCUAGAGGAUUGCGCCCUCAGAAAAUGUGUAGUUUGCCUAAUGCUUGAGUCGCCCCUGGCGGUAGACCAAGCGUCAUUGCCAGAGAUGGCAGAGCCACCAUGUAGUGGGGUAUCAGAAGUUUACCAUGAGUAUUUGGAUGUUUUUGAAGGAAAAGACUUAGACCAGUGAUUCCCAAAGUGGGCACUACCGCCCCCUGGUGCGAUCCAGGGGGGUGGUGAUGGCACCUAUUAGGAGACGGGGCGGAGCUAGAGGAGUGGGCAUGGCUUCUUCCCAAGAGCCCAAGACAGAGCUGAGAAUCUAUACCUCUCCUGAGGCUCUUGUUGGGACACAGAGGACGGAGCUAGGGAAGGGGGCGGGGCCUCCUUCCAAGAGCCUGAGACAGGGCUGAGCCUCUAUACCUCUCCUGAGAGACCUUUUAGGACUUAGGGGUGGGGCCUCUUCCCAAGAGCCUGAGACAGGGCUGAGCCUCUGUAUACCCUGAGGCGCUUGUUAGAACGUGGGGCGAGGUAUAGAGGUUCAGCCCCGUCGGGCAUUUGGGAAGAGGCUCCGCCCCCUCCUCUAGCCCCUCCCCCUCUGUCCUGGCAGGCGCCGCAGGACAGGGGUAGAAGCUCAGCCCUGCCUCAGAGCUCGUAACUGCGCAUCCCAGUCCUGGCCGCCCAUUUGUCCCACCCCCCCCCCCCCAGCCCAGCAUCUUGGAUUAGGGGAGAAGCUCAGCCCUGCCCCCUUGAGCAGGAGCCACGCCCACCCCUCUAAGCCAUGCCCCCCUUUCCAGGAGGGGCUGAGUAAUAUUUUUUCUGGGAAGGGGGCGGCAGGCCAAAUAAGUUUGGGAACCACUGAAUUAGACCACCUGCCCCCUUAUAAAAAGACUGACUGUGCUAUAAAUGUAGACCUGCAAGCCAAAUUGCCAAAGCCUAAAAUGAAUGCUUGUAGAAAAACUACUUAUAGGGAGUUCAUUGAUACACAUCUAGUAAGAGGUUUUCUAGACCCAGCCAAUUCCCCUCUGACUGCUCUUGUACUGUUCAGGUCAAAAAAGGAUGACACUGUAAGACUUUGUACUGAUUAUGGGGGCCUGAAUGCCAUAUACGCCACCCUGAGUCCCUUCGGGUGAGAAGGGCGGGAUAUAAGUGUUGGAAAUAAAUUAAUAUGCACCUCCAAUCAAUAUCCUGUGCGUCUAGUAAAAGAUAUGCUGGGCCACUAUUGAAGGGAAAAAUCUUUACAAAGUUGGACUUGUGAGUAGCAUAUUUUUAAAUCGGGACUAAAGAGUGGAAGACAGUAUUCAACUGCAAUGGGAUCUUCCCAUAUAGGGUGUUACCAUUUGGAAUUACCAGGGCUUUCCAGUGUUCAUGCAAAGGAUAAAUAAAUUAGUAUGUCCUUUGCUUUAUAAGGGAGUUCUAGUUUUCCUGAACAACAUAUUAAUUUAUUCAAAAAUGCUGGAGGAACAUAUAGCAGUGGUAAAGCAAGUGCUACAAAGACUUAAGAGAGAGAGACAGCUAUACGCUAAAUUCUCAAAGUGGAAGUUUCACAAAAAGAGAUUGGAUUACCUGGGGUAAUUUGAAUUGGAGGCACCACAUAUCAGAAGACACCUACAAAGUUGCUUAUAUUUGCCAAUUUCUACAGGCAAUUUAUGAAAGACUUUGCUAAAAUAACCCCACUGAUAGAUUUAUUGAGAACCAGGUGGAAAGGAGAGUCAGUUAAAGUGAAAUCUCGGGGAGCAAAAGUGCAGUGGAGUAGGGAGUGCCAAUUAGCUUUCGAUAAAUUGAAAACCUUGCUCACCCAACAACUUAUCUUGAAACGUCCAGACCCCAAACUGCCUUUUGCUGUCCAUUGCGACGCCUCGGACACUGCCUACGGGGCAGUAUUGUUUCAGAAACCCCUAGGGAAGGGACUGAUACUGUAAAUAAAUGGAUAAUAAAUAACUUUAUUUAUAUUCUGCCCUAUUUCCCUGAGGGGACUCAGAGCGGAUUCCAACAACAGAAGGCAAACAUUCAAAGCCUAUACAACAAAAAGUACAAAUACAUUGACAGAUCACCCAAAAUAAACUGACAUACCACAUUAGGCUCACAUAUAUCAAAUUAAUCCGACAUGUAAAAUCAAAUUAAACAAAACAAACAUCCUGGAAUUAAAUUAUAUGUGAUAUAAAAGCAUGGGACUGAGAGUAGGGCCUCCUCCUACUGACUGCAAUGGAGACUCCAUCAGACUCCCAGGCACUAUAUAUUAGAUUUGGAGAGGAUUCCAAGGCCAUCUAGUCUGAUCCCUACUUCUUGCCUUGCUGUAAUAUACGUUCUUCUACGUGGUCCCUGUGAAAUGCACACAUAUGGAAGUGUGGAUUUCACAGGUGACUACUCAAAGAAACAUGGUUACAGGUAAGUAACCCAUCCAUUUAAGCUUUCCAAAGUACUGGAAAGCGUUCCUACACAUGGUAGGAACAGAGUAACAACAAUUUGCAGGCAGGCUAUAUGAGAUCUGGAAGGGACUUGAAAGGUCAUCUAGUCUGACCCUCCUUCCUGCCAUUCAGAAUAUAGAAUUUGAGCCUUCCCCCCAAGAUUGGCCACCCAGCCUCUGUUUCACAGAACUCUAGAGGUAGAGAUUUCACCACUCUCCCAAGCAAUCUAUAUUAGAUUUGAAGGUCAUCCAGUCUGACCCCCCUUCCUGCAAUGCUGGAAUAUAUAAUUUAAGCCUUCCCAACAAAUGGCCACUCCAAGGUACUGAGUCUUAUUCUUUUGCAAAGGUCGAAUACAUUGGAAAACUCCCUUGAAAAGAUAUCUAUAUGAAUAAAACUCAAAAUAUCAGUUCAUGAAACCCAAACUCAAACAAUGAAUACUUCCAAUGCUUAUCCUCCAAAGAUAUUUAACUUGGGCAUUGCAGGGGAGCUAAGCUAGUUCACAAUCAUACCAAAACGCCACUGUUUGCUCGUAUCCAUUUUGAAGUACAAAAAAAUCACGGCCUAAUAAAUUACAAAAAUAUAGACUUUGUGAAAUUUCCUCCUGGAGGAAUACCUCAAAUGUGGUGCCAUAUCCCAAUCUGUGGUGAAUAAUUUCCUGUGAUUGUGAAACUACAACUUCCAUGAUUUCGUAGCACCGUGAGCCAUGGCAAUUAAAGCAGCAUGGAAGUGUAUUAAUUCUACAGUUCAGAUGCACCCUGGGAGGCCAGGUUCUGCAAACACUGUGUCUCUAGAGUAGUGGUUCUCAUCCUGUGGGUCCCCAGGUGUUUUGGCAUACUACUCCCAGAAAUCCCAGGCAAUUUACCAGCUGAUAGGUUGUCAGGGAGUUGAGGGCCAAAACAUCUGGGGACCCACAGGUGGAGAACCACUGCUCUAGAGACUUUGGAGCAGAGGCUGGAUGGUCAUCUGUUGAGAGAGCUUUGAUUGUAUGUUCCUGCAUAGCAAGAAUAGGGUCGAACUGGAUGGCCUCUUCAAUGUUUAACUAGGGGUUUUAAACUCAUGCCCUUCUGUGUUUCCUGCAUUUUGAUUUGUUUUGUGUAUUUCAAUAUAUGUUCUAUGUAAUGUAAUAUAGUUUAUAGAAAUACAUUUCAAUAUAUCUGCAAUGAGAAGAUGGGGUGAUAGGACAGAGAAAAGGCAGGACUACUUAAUGCCUUUGCCUCAGUCUUCUCACAAAAAGAAGGCCAUCUUCAACCUCAGCAAAAUGGAGUGGACAUGAACAUUAGGAAAAAUGUCCAAACUGAGCUGUUCAGCAGUGGAACUCUUUUCUUCGGACUGUGGUGGAGGCUCCUUUGGAGGCUUUUUAGCAGAGGCUGGAUGGCCAUCUGUCAAGGGUGCUUUGAAUGCAAUUUCCUGCUUAUUGGCAGAAUGGCGUUGGACUGGAUGGCCCACCAGAUCUCUUCCAACUCUAGGAUUCUAUAUGUAUUUUAUAAAAUGUUUUAUGAAGUGUUUUAACUCUGUUGUGUUUUGUGUCGAGCCAAGGAGAGGUGGGGAAGAAAUACAAUAAAAUAAUAAUACAAUUGCUAUCGAAUCUAGACUGCAAUAAUUUGAGGAUUCUGCCCCGCAAGGAAUGCUAGCAAUUAAUUCAGUUCCCAGAUUAGAUUAGAUAGCUAACCACAUACGGUAUUAUCCAGUAUGUAUUAGGUCCGUAUUUUAUUAUCUAUGCAUUUUAUCUCAUCAUUGUAUUUUUGCAUAGAUGUUUCAGUUCCUCCACCUAUGUAGACGAGAGAAUUGUAUUUGGUGGUUGACUGAUAUUUAUUAGGUCCCUAUUUUAUUAUCUACAUUUUAUCUCAUCAUUGUAUUCUUGCAUAGAUGUUUCAGUUCCUCCACCUAUGUAGACAACAGAAUUGUAUUUGAUGGUUGACUGAUAUUAUCAACUAUACCUUGGUUUUAUAUUGUAUUUUGUUUUUAUCUUGUUAUAUUGUGUAUUGUAUGUAUGUUGGUUUUUAUGUGAUUAUGCUGUCCGGGCUCUGCCCCAUGUAAGCUGCUCAAGUCCCCUUGGGGAGAUGGUGGUGGGGUAUAAAUAAAAUUAUUUUUAUCUCACUAAUGGUAGUUGAAGACAUAAGGCAGAGACAGAUUUAUUGAUCCAUGGCCAUAGGAAGGAGACCUGUGGGCUCAGGCCCAAGGCACAAGUCUGAGCAACAUGUGCUCCUUCCUGCAAGGAGCUAAAUAGUCUGUUUCAUUGCUACAGUUUGAAUCCUCCCUCCCUCGCUUAAGAUUGGCUGAGCCUUCGAUGAUGCAUCUACCCUGUUUCCCCUAAAAUAAGACAUCCCCAGAAAAUAAGACCUAGUAGAGGUUUUGCUGAAUUGCUAAAUAUAAGGCCUCCCCUGAAAGUAAGACCUAGACAAGUUUUUGUUUGGAAGCAUGACCGCCGAACAGAACACCAGAGCAUGCAGGAUUGGGAAAUGUACGUACCAUAGAGUGUUGUACAUGGAAAUAUUGGUAGUAACAAGAAAUUCUUGAUAGGAUUCACAGUUUGUCUGGUUAUGCUGGUUUGUGAUGACAACUACUGUACAGUAUAUAAUAAAUGUUCAUUUUUUUUGUUCAACAAUAAAUUUGAACAUAAAUUUCCAUUUCUUCAUGGAAAAAUAAGACAUCCCCUGAAAAUAAGACCUAGCGCAUCUUUGGGAGCAAAAAUUAAUAUAAGACACUGUCUUAUUUUCAGGGAAACACAAUAGAAAUCCUCUAGUUUCAGGGGGUGGGGAAAAGUCCAGAGGGGAGGUUGGCAUGUACCCAGGAGGAGAUGAUGGGAUUAUGAAAUCCAGGACCAGGAGAACCUUGGAGAUUCUCCUCAGGAGGAAGCUUGACUUGACAAACCAGUUUGGAGAGUAUAUGAAUGCCUCACCCUGGCAUUGUAGUUCCUUUGUUUGUGAGUUAUUGCCUGGGAUUAGUUCACAGUAGCAGGGUCGUUUAACAUGGAUUACAUAGAUUUAACAUGGGAAGGGGAUCCUUGCUGCUGCUACUCCUUUUGCAAGGUGGCCUUAAUCCCUUAAUCCCUUUUAUGCCAUUUCAACUUGAUGCCCUUUAGCAAACUACAGAUCCUUUUUUAUUUGGGGGAGGGGGGUUGUGGUGUUUGAUAACACUAUCUAAUAUAGGGUUGUAUGUUUUCCGGGCUAUAUGGCCAUGUUCUAGAAAUAUUCUCUCCUGACGUUUCACCCACAUCUAUGGCAGGCAUCCUCAGAGGUUGUGAGGUAUGGAGAAACUCGGCAAGGAGGAAACCAUGAAAAUGAACAAAAUCUGGCUACCAGUAUUUAAAAACUCAAAAAUCAGAACAGUAAUUAAGAAGCAACACCCUGAGACAUGGAAACUAGGGGCAGCUAACAAAGGAUGCCCCCAGGCAGAAAGUAGCCAGUAGAUGAAGCCAUUCAAUGCAAAUUAGGGUGAUUAACUGCAACAUUCACGCUGGCCUCCAACUGACAAGAGUUCUUCCCCCACCCUGGACUUCCCACAGAUAUAUAUAAACCUUCCUUGCUGAGUUUCUCCAUACCUCACAACCUCUGAGGAUGCCUGCCAUAGAUGUGGAACUCAAUCAACAGACCCAGUCUUUUAAAAUUGAACACGCCUAUCUGUAUUUUAGAAUGUGUUUUAUGAAUGUCUGAUGCAAGUUGAUAAUUUUUAACUGUUUUAUAGUGCAUUGUACAAUAUGUGUUUUGUUGUAAGCCGCCCUGAGUCCCCUGUUGGGUGAGAAGGGCGGGAUAUAAAUAUUGUAAUAAAUAAAUAAAUAAACAAACAAACAUCAGGAGAUAAUACUUCUGGAACAUGGCCAUACAGCCUGGAAAACAUACAACAACCCUGUGAUCCCGGCCAUGAAAGCCUUUGACAACACAUUAAGCAAGGAAGGUUUAUAUAUAUCUGUGGAAAGUCCAGGGUGAGAGAAGAACUCUUUGUCAAUUGGAGGCCAGUGUGAAUGUUGUAGUUAAUCACCUUGAUGAUCAUUGAAAAGCUUCAUCUCCUGCCUUUUUCUGCAUCCUUCGUUCAGAGUCAUUAGCUGCCACUGGUUCCCAUGUCUGGAACUCCUCUGUUUUCAGAGUGUUGCUUCUUAUUUACUGUUCUGAUUUUUUAGUUUUUUUUAAAUACUGGUAGCCAGAUUUUGUUCAUUUUCGUGGUUUCCUUCUUUAUGUUGAAGUUGUCCACAUGCUUGUGGAUGUCAGUGGCUUCUCUGUGUAGUCUGACAUGAUAGUUGUUGGAGUGGUCCAGCAUUUCUAUGUUCUCAAGUAAUAUACUUGGUUGGUUCAUCAGGUGCUCUGCUAUGGCUGAUUUCUCUGAUUUACUUAGUCUGCAGUGCCUUUGAUGUUUUUUUGACUCUUGUUUGGACAAUGCUGCUGCGUUUGGUGGUCCCUCUGUAGACUUGUCCAUAGCUGCAUGGGAUAAGGUAGACUCCUGCAGAGGAGAGAGGAUCCCUCUUGUCCUUCCCUGGCCGUAGCAUUGGUUGGAUUUCCUUUGUGGUUCUGUAGAUAGUUGGGACGAACUUCUCUUCCUGAUCUGAAAGGGUUGUUUCCUGUGUCAGGAGCUUCUCUCCCUCCUGGCGCUGCUUGGCAAAGGCUGCGGCCACGCCCCCUUCGCUUCCCAUUGGCCGGGAGGGAAGGGGGCGUUACGUCACUCAGACCACACCCCCUUUGCUGUAACCGCCGCCGCCGCCGCCAUUUCUGUGAGGAAGAAAGAAAAGGAAGAAGGCGAAGGCGGCGAGGCGGGAGCCAUUUCGGUCUCUUCCAACUGGGCAAAUACAGGGAAAUGAGGAUUCUGAGUCACCUUUUGGGUACAGCAAGGAAACCAAUAAUAUAGGAAGAAGAAGAAAAAUCCUCCCAAUGUGAUGGUCCCGCUGAAAACUUGGUCUCACAGAUAAGAAAGGAAAAAAGAAGAGCCAAGUAUCUGUAUUGCAAUUCAAUACUCACAACAUUGUUGACAUGGAGGACAAAGCUUCUAAAGCCCUGCAGUGUGGAAAGUGUUUCACACAGAGGGCUCAUCUGCAGCAACAUGAAAAGAUUCAUACUGGAGAUGAGCAGUAUGAAUGCAUGGAGUGUGGAAAUAACUUUACUCAUAAUUCAAAUCUACAUAAACAUCAAAGGAGUCACACUGGGGAGAAACGCUAUACAUGUUUGGAGUGUGGACAGAGCUACACUCGGAUUGCAAAUCUACAUUCACAUGAAAGAACCCACACUGGGGAGAAACCCUAUACCUGCCUGGAGUGUGGAAAGAGCUUCACUCACAGUUCAGGUCUACGUUCACAUCAGAAGACUCACACUGGGGAGAAACCAUAUCCAUGCCUGCAAUGUGGACAGAGCUUCAGUCAGAAUGCACACCUUCGUUCACAUCAGAGGACUCACACUGGGGAGAAACCCUAUACAUGCUUGGAGUGUGGACAGAGCUUCACUUUUAAUGGAAAUCUACGUAGACAUCAAAAGAUUCACACUGGGGAGAAGCCCUAUAAAUGCUUGGAGUGUGGCCAGAGCUUCAUUGAAAGUUCAACUCUAAAUUCACAUCAAAGGACUCACACUGGGGAGAAACCCUAUAAAUGCUUGGAGUGUGGACUGAGCUUCAUUGAUAGUUCAAAUCUAAGUUCACAUCAGAGGACCCACACUGAGGAGAAACCCUAUAAAUGCUUGGAGUGUGGACUGAGCUACAAGCGGAGUGCAGAUCUACACUCACAUUUAAGGACUCACACUGGGGAGAAACCUUACACAUGCCUGGAGUGUGGACAGAGCUUCACUUGGAGUUCAGGUCUACGAUCACAUCAAAAGACUCACACUGGGGAGAAAGCCUAUACAUGCCUGGAGUGUGGACAGAGCUUCAAUCAUAGUUCAAACCUUCGUUCACAUCAAAGGAUUCACAGUGGGGAGAAACCCUGUAAACCCUAUAAAUGCUCAGAGUGCGGAAAAAGCUACGCCCGGAGUUCAGAUCUACAUUUGCAUCAAUGGAUUCACACUGGGGAGAAACCAUAUAAAUGCUUGGAGUGUGGACAAUGCUUCACUCGGAGUGAAAAUCUACGUUUACAUAAAAGGAUUCACACAGGGGAGAAACCUUAUAAAUGCCUGGAGUGUGGAAAGAGCUUCUCUAUUAAAGGAAGUCUACGUAGACAUCAGAGGACUCACACUAUCCAAGCAGGCACAUCAGAUGUCCUCAGAGACAUGUUCCCGCCUCUCCUAUCCAAUCCAGCUGGCACAGGCCCAGCAGAUCCCGUCUUUCUCGGAAUCUCACCAGGAGAUAAUGUUGGACAGAGAGCUUCAGGAUUUGCCACUUAGUUCCACCCAUACCGUGAUCCAGGUGCGAGAACAGCAGCUGCUGUCACUGAUCCCUCUAACUGUUGGUCGUCAACAACAAGAAAGGCAGACAAACGGCAGGACUGGUCAAAGCAGCACCCGGAGGGAUAACCAAACCCCCUCCACAACAUUCCCGACCAGAGCAGAGACUGGAAAAACACAAACCACUACCACUAUCCCUCCCUUCAGACCAUCAUCGUAGGUCGGAGGAAGAUGACCCAGACAUGAGAAUACCGGCUUCAUCCACUCAGUCAGCCUCAACCUCUCACCCAACGUGGACAAUUACCUGAUUGAUCACCUACAGAUAAAAUGUGAGACGAUGAGGGCCUCAAACAGCUAAAGCACCUCUGAGCUCAACUUCAUCGUAGUCAAGUCAUUGCAGCCUUCCGAGAAACGAUGCCACGCCAUCAGAGUGGUUUGACUUAGUUGGUCACAAGCUUUACUCACCAGUAUGGCCAUUUACGGAGCCUGCAUGAGAGCGUACCAGGAGCUCCUUUGGGACAAGGUCCAAGCCUUCCACACAAAGCUCCCAGAGGAAGACCGGGUGGUCCUCAGCACCCUAAGAUAAGCAAACCUGAUCCAGAAGGUGAAGCACUCAGGUGACACUGAAGGCAAGAUGCCCAUGCAUGUGAUAGCCAUAUAUACGGCUGUGCUCAUCACGACUAUUAACAGCCUCCAGACAGGUCAUUGAGUGUCUUCCCUUCAAUGCCCUUGGCCUGUUCAACUCGGGAUGAAUGACAAAGCAAAGUCCAACCACGAGUUCAAGAGUUCAAGCCCAACCCCAACAGCAGCCCCAGAGGACCAAGUGGUACGAACCCUGGUACAGGAGACCAAACCAGCCAGCAGCAAAGGCCAUCUCCAGCCCCGCCAGCACAACAUCAGUGCAAUAUCCUCUGUUUAAAAGCCUCCAAAGAAGAAGACUCCACCACACUCUGGGGCAAAGAGUUCCAUUGCUGAACAGCUCUCACAGAAAGUUAUUCUUCAUGUUCACGUGGAACAAAGAUAUAUGGAGAUCUCAAAAUUCAAACAAUAAAGAUAUACUUUUUACUCUGUCACCAAUCCUACUGCAAAAUAGACAUGUGAAAUUUAUAAUGGGAUAAAAUACUCUUAUGAUACAUCCAACACAUAUCUCACACCACAACCCAAUAUUUAUGGAAAUAAAAUUAACACCAAGAAAAUUUAUAUACUCAAUGGAAAUAUGUUAAGAAAAGAAAACAUUGUUGAAAAAUGCAAAAAGAAGAUUAGGGAAUUUUAAAAAACAAUUUGACCCUGGGAGUGUCACUAAGAUCUAUUUAGGACACAAUGAAAGUCUAUAUGAGUGGCUUGAAUCUCGUGUUUUUUUCAUUCAAAAAUAUUGUGAACAUAAAAAGAAGCAUUGUCAAAUAUACAAAAUCCAACAUAAAAUUCAAGAGUAAAAAAACCAAAUUAGAUAUCUCUUAGUAAAUACCAAAUUAAAAGAAAAACUUAAGCAACUAAAAGUACAAGUAUCCAUGCUCCUGACAGAUAAAAUGGAAAAAACUGUAAUUUGCAAAACAAAAUAGUUUUGAGCACACAUAUAAACUAGAUGGCUGUCCAACAAACUAAAAAAAAGCAGAAAAAAAUAAUUAAAACAAUUGAAAUCACGAGAGAUGCAAAUAUACAAAAAAAUGAGGUAUUACCAAAACUUAUAUAAACUACAACUUAACCAACAUUAUAAAAAAAAGAUCAAGAGGUGUUAAAUAGCCCUUUAACUACUUCAAUAACAAUUCAAUCUUCUACCAAAAAAUGGAAGAUGUUCUAACUCAACUAUAUAAAAAAAUGAAUGAGGCUUUACAAAAUGGAUUGCUCUGCGAUUCAUUGAAAGAAGUUAAUAGUACUUUAAUCUCAAGAAAAGGCCAGAAUACAAAAAAACCUCAAAACUAUAGACCCAUCUCUUGGUAAAACACGGAUUACAACAUAUUUACAGCCAUAUUGGCUAACAGGUUAAAAAAGUACAAAGAACUUGGACAAAUAUGGACCAGGCAGUUUUUUUUUUUGCCUUGUAGACUAACUAAAGACAAUAUGAGAACGAUAAUUAACCUAAUUGAAUUUUUACAUUCCAGUAGAAAUAAGCAGGCAGCCUUUGUAUUUUUAGAUGCAGAAAAAGCAUUUGAUAAGAUUCGCUGGCUUUAAAAAUGACAGCCAGUAAGUUUGCUGGGAUUUCUGGAAGUUUAAGUCCAAAAUACCUGGAGAGCUGAAGUUUGCUCAUGCCUGCUAGAGAUUCAUAUCUCCAUUUCCUUAACCCUUCAGUGUAAUGUGCUGUGACCACAUGUCAAUUAGAACUGUAUUUUUCACACAUUGGAGUUACAAACAGUGUAUUGGGUUGUGUGUCUUCCGGGCUGUAUGGCCAGGUUCCCGAAGCAUUCUCUCCUGACGUUUCGCCCACAUCUAUGGCAGGCAUCCUCACUGGUCAGUCUCAGGUCAUUACCGGGAAAGAUUCUGGAACAUAUCAUUAAGGAAAUGGUCUGCAAACACUUUAAAACAAAUGCGGUCAUCACUAAUAGUCAACACGGAUUUAUUAAAAACAAGUCAUGCCAGAUUAAUCUGAUCUCUUUUCGAUAAAGUUACAAGCUGAGUAGAUGCGAGGAACACCAUGGAUGUAGCCUAUCUCGAUUUCAGUAAGGCCUUCAACAAGGUCCCCCAUGACCUUCUGGCAAACAAACUAGUCAAAUGUGGGCUAGACAUAACUACGGUUAGGUGGAUCUCUAAUUGGCUAAGUGGGACUCCACUUGUCACUUCUUUCCAGGAUGAAGAGAAAACAAAUGUUUCCUCUUCAUCCUGGAAAGAAGUGACAAGUGGAGUGCCUCAAGGUUCCGUCGUGGGCCCAGUUCUGUUUACCAUCUUUAUUAAUGACUUAGAUCAGUGAUUCCCAAAGUGGUCGCUGCCACCCCCUGGUGGGCGCUGCAGCAAUCCAAGGGAGCGGUGAUGGCCACAGGUACAUAUAACUUUCUGUUUAAUUACUAUUAAAAUUAAAAAAAACAAUUUCCAGGGCACUGAGUAAUAGUUUUUCUGGAAAGGGGGUGGUAAGCCAAAUAAGUUUGUGAACCUAUGAUGUAGAUGAAGGGUUAGAAGGCAUGAUCAUCAAGUUUGCAGGCAACACCAAACGGAGGGAUAGCUAAUACUCCAGAAGACAGGAGCAGAAUCCAAAACAAUCUUAACAGAUUAGAGAGAUGGCUGAAACUAACAAAAUUAAGUUAAACUGGGCCAAAUGCAAGAUACUCCAGUUAGGCAGAAAUAAUGAAAUGCAAAGAUACAGUAUGGGGGACGAUGCCUAGCUCGACAGUAGUACAUGUGAAAAAGAUCUUGGAGUUCCCGUGGACAACAAUUUAAACAUGAGCCAACAAUGUGAUGCGGUGGCUAAGAAAGCCAAGGAAGAGUCUAGUGUCUAGAUCCAGGGAAGUCAUGCUACCUGUCUAUUCCACUGUUAGUGAAGGAGGAUUUGGGUUUAUGCAGGCUGACCAUGUUGAUGAGGGAAAUGUUGAAGGCUCUGAAUUGUUAGAGAGGCCACAGACUAGCAGUGAAACAGAAGCCAGUGGUAAGGGUGACCUUUCACAGGAUUCAGAAUAUCAACAGUCGAGAACAACAAGUUGCAGGUGCCUAGCAGCGAGUCAGAGGAGUCUUCAUUAGAUAGGGAUACUAGGUUAAGGUUAAAAGUUCAAAGUCCCAGACGUUCUCUUAGGAUAGCUGGUAAAGGUGUGGGAACCCAAGGACAAAGGGAUGCUUUUUUGGCCUUUAAGCAUGGUUAAAUAGGGGAGAAACAAGGAAAGAUUUCAGAUGAAGCAACAUUGGUUUUGGAAGCAGAGUUCCUGCCUUGUCUAUGCUCUUGGAAAAGUAUUCUUGCUUUUGUUCAUGCCUUGAUCUUGUAUUUUGGAUUGCGUUUUGCAGUUCAUGCUGCAUUCAGGAUUGAUUUGCUAGAGACUUUGAACUAUAUUCUACUGACUGCCUUUACAUUUGGAUUAUUGCUUUCUUUACUGCUUUUUAUUCAGACUUUGCUAUCUUUUAUCAAUAAACUUUAAACCAAG